This is a messenger RNA of Macrobrachium nipponense, 1453 nucleotides long. RefSeq names its product piggyBac transposable element-derived protein 3-like. NCBI's taxonomy places the organism in Eukaryota, Metazoa, Arthropoda, Malacostraca, Decapoda, Palaemonidae. The annotation marks the transcript as partial. The transcript has a single exon. The record is from RefSeq and is a predicted model, not a curated record.
CUUAGGUCCCACAUCGUCUUUCAGAGUAACCUGUACUCAAAGCAGAGGGAUGUGGUCAGUAACUUCAACCUCUCCGAAUCCGAGUUCAUGGUUUUCCUGGGUCUCCUCAUGUACAUGGAACUUAUGCCUUUGCCCAGCAUAGUGGACUACUGGGCUAUCAAGACGAGGGUGCCUCAAGUUGCUGAGUAUAUGUCCAGGAACCGUUUCAAGGUAAUCCGAUCAAACCUCCACUUCAGUGACAACGAACAGGCAGCAGGAUCAAAAGACCGGUUCUUGAAGGUGUGUUCCCUCUUCACUAAGGUUACCAGGGAGUUCUUGAAUUUUGCAGAGACUCCUAUGCAAUCCAUAGAUGAGGUUAUGGUUGCAUACAAGGGCACCACGGCAGGUAACCUUCGUCAAUAUGUAGCCAAGAAACCGGACAAGUGGGGCUUCAAACUCAUCUGCUGUGUGGAUGGAUUUAUCCAUGACAUUCUCAUGUACCAGGGGGCCACUACGUUUCAGAGCCACCCCACAUCACUGUCUGAAGAGGAGGAGAAGUUGCCAGUCACUAACAAGUUUGUUAUUGCCUUGGUCAAGACCCUCAAGGACCCAGAGAAUUCCACUGUGUAUGCCAACAACUACUUCACAAGUAUAGCGUUGGUUGAGUACUUGAGGUCACAGUAUAGUUCCUGGUAUGUGGGCACUGCCAGGGACAACAGAGUUGGCUAUCCACCCCUCCAGUCUGGCAAGGACAUGACCAACACCUCGGUACCCAGGGGCACACUUGACUACGUCUCUUCUGAUGGCAUCCUUGUCGCCAGGUGGAAGGACAACAGCAUUGUCACAAUCUUAUCCACUGAUGUUGGUGUGGAGCCUAUUUGUAAAGUGGAGAGGUAUGACAAGGAAGCGAAGAAGAAGGUUCCUGUGCAAUGUCCAAAUGUUAUCAACAAGUACAACAGUCACAUGGGUGGCAUUGACAAGAACGACAUGUUGGUCCACCUCUACAAGACCCCAUUCAAAGCAAAGUGGUACUACAUGAGGCAGUUUGCUUACAUACUGGACUUGAUUAUCUGCAAUGCCUGGAUCCUUUACAAGGGAGACUGUUUGGCAUUGCAGUGCAAGCCUAUGCCCCUCAAGGAGUUCCGCCUUGAAAUCUGUUUUUGGCUGGUCAGCUUCAAGACCCCCAUCAGCAAGGUAACCAGGGCUUCCCUUGGAACAAGACAUGUGCCUAAACCUAAGCGGGGCCAACGUGCAAUCAUGCCUUCCAUUAGAGUCCCACCAGGAUGCCACCUCUCUGCAUAUGCCAAAGCAUGUGGACGAAAGGCAAACAUGUAAGUUUUGUUCAGGGAAGGGCCACAUUAGCAGAUCCCGUUGGGUGUGCAAAGACUGCAAGGUUGCAUUGUGCCUCAGUGAUGUGAGAAAUUGUUUUUCAUUAUUCCACAAGGUAGGCCAGUAAUUGUAAAUACAUUGUAAA